Messenger RNA from Sinocyclocheilus grahami, 3909 nucleotides. RefSeq names its product golgi membrane protein 2 (gene golm2). The transcript has 10 exons. Bases 1070 to 2554 code for a protein of 494 amino acids. The record is from RefSeq and is a predicted model, not a curated record. NCBI's taxonomy places the organism in Eukaryota, Metazoa, Chordata, Actinopteri, Cypriniformes, Cyprinidae.
GUUGUUGUAGCUGUCAAUCACGCUCCUCUGUACACCUUACACGCUGGACGACAUUUUUCUGGUUUUUAUCGAGACAUCCAACCUGGUAGUUAGAUAUACGAGAUAAGGACACGAUUACGAAAUCCGAUAUUUUGCUGACGCGUUUACUUAUGUAUAUAUACAAAUACAUGGUGUUUGCGCAUGCAUUCUGCAGGACCGAGAACAGAGGAGGAAGGCUGGAGUUGAGUUCCAGAACAAGCGAACUCUAAAGCUAGCGGUGUAUGUAACGUUAUAGUCUAUUCUGCAUGGAAAUGCAUUUAGAGACGCUCUAAACGCAUCAUUUGAGUUUGUUUAUACGGUGUUGUUUUAUAUCAGGUGCAUAUUGUUGUGCAUGUGCAGAAUACUGUAAAUCAGGCCUAGCUAGCGGUGUCAGAUGUAACGCUAAUGGUCUAAUAGGCUAUUAGUGCUUUUUUUUUUACUAAUGGUAAUAGAUUUGUUUACAUGCCCAAUUUCGGGUUGGCCUUGUGUGUUUAAAAGAAAUCGGUAUCGCGUUGUUGAACUGAAGCUAACGCACGGCGGUUGCUCCACCAGAUUCGCGCAUGCUAAGUUACUUUAGCGAGGUUAUAGCUAACAUACAGCCGAACGGUGCAUUCAGAAGUGUAUUAAUCACACGAGCAUGACGGCAGAGAUGACCGUAACCGAAUAAAAAUGCGUUAUCAAGUGCUGUAGGAUCGGGCGGAGGACGGAAAGCUCAUGUCUGUGCGCCGUUAGCUCGCUUCAGCGCUCAUAGGCCACGUCGCCUGUGUGUGUCGGUGUGUUUGAUCUACUGACAGUGGCGUCGCGUGAAUGCAAACAAGGAAAAGCUUGAAGUCGCCAACUGUGCGGAAGGGAUCCGGUGGAGUCGUCAAGUAGUUGUGUGACCAACUUCAGGACACUUCAAGGUUGCUGUAAGCCGAAUGUGGAUGAACACAAAUCUUUCGAGAUAGAUAACUCAGUAGAGCAGUGGCCACAGCAAUAGUUUUUCUCCUUCUUUAAGUUACGCGCGGCGCUCACACAAAGCGAGGGAUCGUAAUCUCUGUUCGAUUACGCGAUGAUCGGCUUCGGCGCGAAUCGACGUGGCGGUCGCCUCCCGUCCUUCAUCCUGAUCGUGUUAUUGGUGGUGAUCGUCAUUCUGUCGUUUAACUACUGGAGUGUGUCCACUAAGCACGGGCGGCUGCUGGACGAGCUGGCCGAGAUGCAGACGCAGGUGAAGCGCACGGACGCGGCGCGCUCGCGCCUGGAGAAGAGGAACUCCGAGCUGAUGGUGCAGGUGGACACGCACCGGAAACAGAUCGACCAGAAGGACGGAGACUACAGCGUGCUGGAGAGCAAACUGCAGGCCAGGGAUGCGCUGCUCAAAGCCUGCACCGAUGACAAGAAUAAGCUGCAAAAUGAUGUCAGUGCCCAGAUGUCAGAGAUUCACAGACUGAAAGAGCAAGUAAAGGAAUUGAGGCAGGAGGUCAUCCGACAGGAAGACCAACUGAGGGAAGUGCGGAAAAACAGCACCAAUUUGGAAAAGAAGCUAGAGUAUGAGAGCUUGCAGUGUGGCCGACAAAUAGCUGAGCUGAAGGCAGAAUAUGAAGAGAGCAAGAAAAGAGUAGAAGAAGAGGCAGCAAAACUCAGACAGAGUUUAUUAGAGAAUCGUAAAGUGGACACAGGGGGUCGGAAGUUGGAGGCGGAUCUUGAUCAACCCAUCAAAAAAAAAGAGGAGGACGCUGCAGAGCGCCACACAGUGGCUGCAAGGCGAAAUGACAGCCCAGUUCUUAAAGAUGAUCUGGGUAAACCUGGUAGCGAUGCUGGCAUGCCUGGCAUUGAGGACAGUGAAGUAGGCAAGAUAGAAGAUGCACAGUUUGCCCUAAAGAAGCCAGCCAUCACACUGCAGAAGCACAUGGAGCCCGCAGAAGCUGCAGCAUUGCUGAAGGAGGAGAGGGCAGGGUUCGGAGCUGGAGCUGGUGCCAGACCAGGGGAUGAUUUGGCCCGCGGGCAACCGUUGGACCGACCAGACAUGCCCCAUGAUGAAAAACUGCAUUUAGGGAACAACGAUGUACCUGUGCAGCAGCAGGUUCCAAAGCCGGUGGCAGACAAACCCUUGCUGUUUGACAAAGAUAAUAAGGCAGGCAUAAAAGCAGAUGAGUUUGGGGAGCAGCGUAGACAGCUGGGAGCUGAAGGUUUAAAGGCAGAGGGAGUUGGACUUCCUCCUCCUCCUAACCCGGCUCAGGUCCUUCCGAAACCCAUUGACCCACACAAUGGCAGAGAUCACGCGCCCGCUGACAUUCCACGUCACCGUCAGAGCCGUUUCUUUGAUGAAAAUGAGUCCCCUGUAGAACCGCAACACGGCAAUAAGCUGGCGGACUAUAACGGGGAUGAUGGCAACGUGGGUGAGUAUGAGGCGGACAAACAGGCUGAGCUGGCCUACAAUGAGGAAGAGGAUGGUGAUGGUGGGGAGGAAGACGUCCAAGACGAUGAAGAUCGGGAGGCUCCAGGUGAAAGGGCUGUGGAUUAUGGAAAGCGACAUCAAGCCAUUGAUGUCCUGUAGUUCAAUCCCUCACAAAUCCUUUGUUGAGCUUUGGAUCUUUCUGACAAUGAAGUAGCCAAGCCAGGAAAAGGAACUUUGGAUUUCACCUGCGAUUUUGGUAUAAUGAUUGGAGACAUUCAGACUAUUCAAACUAUUUCAGUGUCUUCAGAGAGGAACGAUUUUCAGCGGUUACAGUUGUGUAAUCGGUGACUGCAGAUGAGUGUUUUAUUCAACUUAAAUAUGACAGUGAUUUCAUAAUCUGCUGCAAAUGUUUGCUUGCACAUGACCUGAUUUGAGUGUAUUGUUUUCAUGGUGUUUUUUUUUUUGCCCUCAUCUGUAGCACAGGUGUAUCAGAAUUGGGAUUUGGAACUAUUAUUUUGUACAAAUGUCUUGUUUUUUCUUUCUUUCUUUUUUUUCUUUUGGAUAAUAAAAUAACUUCUCCAGGGAUUGGAGGACACAACUGUGAAUAGAUAAUAAGGAAGUAAUAUUUCUCUGUUAGAUUCACAAAGUGGAACAUAUUGAUACUACUGGUGAAAAGGACCUCUACAACACCAACACCAGUUUUCCUUCAUUUUUUUGAGAACUGCUGAAAAGUAUAAUCUCCCUUUUAGCUUUUUGGACAACUGUUGCCUAAGUGUAAACUAUGGGAAGAUGCAAUUAAGUUGCUGUUCAACUUUUUAAUCUCUCUGGUACAUAAUGACACUGAUUGGCCAGAUGGGGGUCUUUUUUUGGUUUUUGUUUUUGGAACUACUCCGAUUCUAAUUCUGAAGGAGCACUUAGAAGUGCACAUGGAGUCUUGUAAGGACAUUGUUGCAUGCAAAAGGCAGCCUUUGUAAAUCAGCCUGUAGAUCAUCAAGAAAAUGGAAAAAAAGCAAUACUUGGUGCCACAGACUAAACUCAUCACAGCUAUUGGCCUGCUUCCUUUCUUACUGGUAGCUGUAGAUGUACAGUACAUAUAAGGAGGAAUCUGUGUGGCAAGGAAUGCUGUAAAAUUGCUAAACUCUCAAAUGAAAAUAAUGAUUAUAGACCUAACUGUUUGUGUUUGUUUCAUACUCAAGCAAAAUUUGGUAGGGUUGGCAUACUGAAUGUACUCUUAUAGCUUGUGAUUGUUUUUGAGAUCUGUCACAUGGGUGUUUGGGCUCUCUUACACAGCUGUGCAGUGCAAUCCAAGGAUAAUGAUUAACAAAUUGCUCCAUAUUUCAAAUAAACUGGUGCUGUUUUGGGAAAAAGUGCAAAUCCUAUCACUGUGAGUCGACUGAAGUACGGAAAGUAGUAGCAUCAAGAAGGGCACUCAGAAAUCUUCAUUAAAUUGUCCCAGGCUGCUUUACAAACAAAAAUGAUUACAUUACGGUAACAAUAAAAUAUUUUUUUCUGUA